UCUUGUGUAGUGACGGAUGCUCAAAGUUUAGACGUUUUCAAUGUACUAUUUAGCGCGGAGAGGCGGGGAAGGCUGAAGAAACGCAGAAAGGGAAAGAAACUUUCUUUCCCCUUUUUUCGGUUCACUCGGGACAGAAGAGGAGGGCGCUGGCGGAGAAGUGCUGGGCGUUUGGGAAACUUUUCUGAUCGGGAGAAGGAGAGAAGAAAUAAAAAAUGCAGGCACGCUACUCCGUCUCCAGUCCCAACUCCCUGGGCGUUGUGCCCUAUAUCAGCAGCGACCAGAGUUAUUAUAGGGCCGCUGGAGGUGGAUAUACCGGCAUGCCGGCCCCAAUGAGCAUGUACUCUCAUCCGGCGCACGACCAGUACCCUGCCAGCAUGGCCCGAGCCUAUGGACCGUACACUCCGCAGCCUCAGCCCAAGGACAUGGUAAAGCCACCUUACAGCUAUAUUGCCCUCAUUACUAUGGCAAUCCAGAACUCUCCCGACAAGAAGGUCACUCUCAAUGGAAUUUAUCAGUUUAUAAUGGAGAGGUUUCCCUUUUACCGCGACAACAAGCAAGGCUGGCAGAACAGCAUACGACACAACUUGUCGCUAAAUGAGUGUUUUGUCAAGGUGCCCCGGGACGAUAAGAAACCCGGGAAGGGCAGCUACUGGACACUGGAUCCGGACUCUUACAAUAUGUUUGAAAACGGCAGCUUUUUGAGACGCAGGAGACGCUUCAAGAAAAAGGACGUCCAGAAAGAGAAGGAGGAACGCGAUCGGCAAGUAAAGGAUCAGCCGAGCCGGCCGCAGGGUCGUGACUUGGAGCAGAGCGUCCAGGGAACUCCGCCGUUGCGGAUCCAGGACAUUAAAACUGAGAACGGCACUUCUACGCCACCACAAGCGGUCUCUCCGACCCUGAGCGCCGUGCCCAAGAUUGAGAGCCCGGACAGUAAUAGCAGCAUGUCUACUGGAAGCCCCCACAGCAUCCCAUCCAGUAGAUCCCUAAGUAUGGAGACUCCCGAGCACCACCAUCAUAAUCAGCCGCCCGCGCAAGGCUUCAGCGUGGACAACAUCAUGACAUCUUUGCGAGGGUCCCCUCAGGGCGCUGCGGAGCUUAGUUCCACCUUGAUUGCCUCCUCCAGGACAGGUAUUACCACUUCUUUAUCUCUAACUUACCCUCCAAGCCAAAGCUCGAUCUACAGCUCGCCCUGCAACCAGAAUGCGAGCUCGUCCGGCGCCAACACCAAUGCGACCUAUCACUGCAAUAUGCAGGCCAUGAGUCUCUAUGCUGGGGACCGAGCUAGUCACCUGGCCCCCACGAGCACGGUGGAAGAGAGCCUUCCAGAUUACUCGAUAACCACCACCACCUCGUCCCUAAAUCAUGGCAAUCUGAGCUCCAGCCAGGACGGCCACCAUUCGCAUCAGGGGCGGCUGGCAUCGUGGUACCUGAACCAAGCCGGGGAUUUGAGCCACUUGGCCGGCGCCUCAUACCCCGGACAGCAACAGAACUUUCACUCGGUCCGGGAGAUGUUCGAGUCGCAGAGACUUGGUUUAAAUAAUUCACCGGUCAAUGGGAAUAGCAGCUGUCAGAUGUCCUUUCCGACCAGUCAGUCCAUCUAUCGCACCCCAGGGGCUUUUGUGUAUGACUGCAGUAAAUUCUGACCACAAGAACAACCUUCUGGUAUUUAAUUUGCCCCCCUUCCUCCCCCUUAAAGAUUGGUAUCACAGUGCCUUCUUUAAAAAGCUACUCUAAAUAAUUUUCUGAAACAGAAAGCGUAUCUUGGUUUGUAAGGACAGUGUUACUCCAAAUAACACGUAAGUUUAUUUCUUGCCUUUUGAGAGCUCCCUUGUUUUUGUUUAAAUUUUAUGCUAUGCAGAUAUACCAAGUUUCUAAGGACUUGUUUUAAUGUAAAUUGCAUAUAGUAAUUUAUUUUUAAAUUUGUAAGUGGGUAAUUGUGGACCAAACACCAAAAAAAGUGUUUCCAGAUCGAUGUGCCUUAACUGUUCAUAAAAAUGUUCCAUUAUAUAUAAAUAUAUAAAAGGAACCUGUAUUAACGCCUUAUCAUUUAGAC
Messenger RNA from Polypterus senegalus (gray bichir), 2053 nucleotides. RefSeq names its product forkhead box C1-A-like. Gene Ontology annotation, biological process: cell differentiation; anatomical structure morphogenesis; regulation of transcription by RNA polymerase II. The record is from RefSeq and is a predicted model, not a curated record. The transcript has a single exon. Bases 213 to 1643 code for a protein of 476 amino acids. Lineage: Eukaryota; Metazoa; Chordata; Cladistia; Polypteriformes; Polypteridae. Gene Ontology annotation, molecular function: DNA-binding transcription factor activity, RNA polymerase II-specific; RNA polymerase II cis-regulatory region sequence-specific DNA binding.